AUGAUAAUAAGAUUAAAGUUAAGCGAAUUUUUACCUGACCAUCAUCAUUGCAGCUUAAAUCAGAUUGAGUUGAAAGAGUAAGUUGACUAAAAAGAUUAAGAUUAGAAGUUCUUGGAGUUUGGUCGGUGUAAUCUUCUAAAAUAAUUCUUAUAAUCAGGAAGCCACAGCCAUUUCAUUCACCUAGAAGGUAAAAAGAAUGGCCAGUAAAUUGCUUGCCGAUAAUAAGACCAACAGUAAUACAGAAAUUUUGAGAAUCUUUACAAGCAGCACAAUUCUAUGUUAGUUGAGGAAGGAAUUGAUGAUUUAAAAUUCAAUAUCUUCAAAGCUAACUAAAUCAUAGGCAGAGAAAACUCUUUGAUAAUAAUAACCUACCACUUCUUAUCCAACAAUGAGAUAUUAAGAUCUAUUAAUCAAGACAAACUAAUGAGUUUCCUCAGUAACAUUUACUAAGGGUAUAGAAGAGAUGUUGCAUACCACAAUGAUCUUCACGGGGCUGAUGUGGUUUAAAGCAGUUAAAUUUUAUUGAAUCAAGGACUAAGAAAAAUGGCAGCAUUUGAUGCGUUAGAUGAGUUUUCAUUUAUCAUCGCUUGUGCUUGUCAUGAUUAUAAGCAUGAUGGGUUUAACAAUCAGUAUCAUAUAAACUCAUUAUCUGAAAGAGCUAUUAGGUACAAUGAUGUCUCUGUUUAAGAAAAUUUCCAUGUUGCAAGUGCUUUUGAAGACUUAAUGAGACCAGAAAAUAACUUUUUGGAAUAACUGGAUAUCACCUAACAGAAGAUAUUCAGGAAGAGAAUGAUAGAGAGUAUUCUUGCCACAGACAUGGCUAAGCAUUUUGAUAAACUAAAGGCCUUCUAAUAAUGUAUUCAAAAAGAUACACUUGGAUUUAAUACAUAUUUGCCAUGUCCUUCGGAUCAGCCCUCUAAAUAGACUUAAGACCUAUUCAAUAUUGCGAUCCACGCAGCUGACUUAGGUAUCCACUGCAGAACAUUCGAGCUUUCUUUGAAGUGGUCAGAGCUGUUGCACGAAGAAUUCUUCUUCUAAGGAGACGAAGAGCGAAGACUUGGACUUCCUACAAUGGAUAUAUUUGACAGAGUAAAGAAUGAUGUUUCAAAAAAUCAGAUAGGGUUUAUAAAGUUUUUUGUUCUCCCUCUUUAUAUCUCAAUUUCAGAGGUUGUUCCUGAUGCCAAGGAGCAAGUUGAAAACAUUGAGAGCAAUAUUGAGAACUGGGGAACUUAUAAGUACACCCACCCUAAAAAUAUCGAGCUUGAAUGA
This is a messenger RNA of Stylonychia lemnae, 1269 nucleotides long. NCBI's taxonomy places the organism in Eukaryota, Ciliophora, Spirotrichea, Sporadotrichida, Oxytrichidae. The record is from the annotation of a GenBank genome assembly.